Pseudoliparis swirei is the source of this 1476-nucleotide messenger RNA. Its product is annotated as collagen alpha-1(XIV) chain-like. Gene Ontology annotation, molecular function: protein binding. The record is from RefSeq and is a predicted model, not a curated record. Bases 1 to 1476 code for a protein of 491 amino acids. The transcript is spliced from 11 exons. Lineage: Eukaryota; Metazoa; Chordata; Actinopteri; Perciformes; Liparidae. Gene Ontology annotation, cellular component: interstitial matrix.
AUGAGUCGCUGCAGGCUGCAGAAUGAGGCGGGAAACACCCCGUCCGCCCGCUGCAAGUCUCAACCGAGCGGCGGCGUCAAGCUGCGGGAGACGACGCCGGAACUUGCUCCCGUCGGGGAGCAGCGCGGAUCAGAGCCGCUUUGGGGGGGAACCGGAGAGCUCCUCGUGCCGCCUGUCCGGAGGAGAGCGAGAAGGUGUAUCUUCCCGUCAGCUGCUCCCAGAAUGCACUUCUCCGUCGGGCCGAGCCUCGGCCUGCUGGCCUUCGUCCUCGUCUCUCUGCUUCCUCAGCCGGCGGGGGGUCAAGGUGGAGAGCAGCGGCAGGUGGAGGUGUCGAAGCAGGAGGCGAAGCUGCUCAUCGAGGACUUUGACCCCCUGAAAGAAUACAACUUCCACAUCGUGGCCGUCAGCGGAGACCAGCAGAGCAGACCGCUGACGGCCACGCAUGAAGCUCGGCAGGCCGGCCUGGAGAUGGUUCAGUCUCAGCAGAGUGAAGACGGCGGCGGCGGCGAGGACAACAACGAGAUCUCAGAAGCCGAGGACGAGUUCACCUGCAAGACCUCGUCCAUAUCGGACAUCGUGAUCCUGGUGGACGGCUCCUGGAGCAUCGGGCGCAUCAACUUCAGGCUGGUCCGGACCUUCCUGGAGAACCUGGUCCGGGCCUUCUCGGUGGAGUUCGACCAGACCAGGAUCGGUCUGGCUCAGUACAGUGGAGACCCUCGGAUCGAGUGGCACCUCAACACUCACACCACCAAAGAGUCCGUUCUGGAGGCCGUGAAGAACCUUCCAUAUAAAGGAGGGAACACGCUGACCGGUCUGGCUCUGACCUACAUCCUGGAGACCAGCUUCAAGCCCGAGUCCGGGUCCAGGCCCGGCGUUCCCAAGAUAGGAAUCCUCAUCACGGACGGGAAGUCCCAGGAUGACGUCAUCCCCCCAGCACAGAGCCUGAGGGAGGCCGGCAUCGAACUGUUCGCCAUCGGUGUGAAGAACGCCGAUGAGAGCGAGCUGAAGGCCAUCGCGUCUCCUCCGGAGGAAACCCACGUGUACAACGUGGCCGACUUCAACGUGAUGAGCGACAUCGUGGACGGCCUCGCGCAGUCGGUGUGCGAGCGCGUGGAGCAGCUCGACAAGCAGCUGCAAGGAGGAGAACCGGCCCCCCCUCCCGUCUCCGUGGCGACGCCCAGCAACCUCGUGACCUCCGACAUCACGGCGCGCAGUUUCCGCGUCACGUGGACGCACGCGGCGGGACAGGUGGAGAAAUACCGCGUGGUGUACUACCCGGCCAGCGGGGGGCAGCCGGACGAGAAGAACUACGGAGAGGCCGAGGACGACGACCCGUACCGCUACUACGAGUCCAGCUACCCGGCGCCGAGGCCCGUGGCGCCCGGCGACCCGGCGGCGUACGCGCAGGACGACCCCGCCGUCCGCCGCCGCCGGGCGAGGAGCGGCGAGGGCGAGGAGGCGGGAGAGACUCAGUGA